GCACUAAGACACAUCACGUUGACAAGCAAAGAUUUCCCGUCAGUGAUUGGAUCUACAAUGAGAACUCCCGCGCCUCCGUCUCUCUCGACAUCAACCACAUUUGAGAGAACCGUUAUUCGACUUUCCGAGUACCGAAGCCUUAUCAGCCGUAUGGAUCGUGAUCACGGAAAAUAUGACGGAAUUUCCCUGCGCUCUGAGGACUCGGAGGCAGUCUCACCAAGACGCCCUUGAGGAUGGUUGAGGGGGAGGCUAAAGUACUGCAAUACGCAGGGGUGGUGGCACAACAACCUUUGGCUUCAUCUAUCAUCUCGCCUCGCAUACAUACUACAACCGCCAGAUCUCGAUUCAUGCGCAAGUUAUCUGCCAACCAACUCUUCGUUGUUCCUAUCUUGUUCCGUUUAUUCGCAGAGGUACCUCGAGGCAAUGAACCGAUAUCGCACCUUGGCCGGUCAGCACCACCACUUGUUCUGUCAUCCUUCCCGGGAGCUUUGAGCCUUGUUUACCUGUCUGCUCUUCUUUCCAUUGCUCAACCUUGCAGUCUGGCGAAACACCUGACAUGUUUUGCCGCUCGGUUCCCGUCCAGGCAGUCCACCUGCAUGCACUUCCAUCGUUCCCGCUCCCGCCUGCGUCCGUUUCCUUGCGUUGAGUUUACUCUUCCGGUCAAAGUACACGUACAGGAGCAUCAAGCCAGAUUGAAAGCCUUGAAACUUCCGUCUUUGCUGUACAGUUACCUUAUGCGGAGUAUACCGGCUAUCAAUAAGCCGAAGGACGAUAGGGCACGCCGGAUCUCCAAAACAACCCAACCACGAAGCUCGCUCCUGUGGUGUGUGGACAGCCGUGAUUGUGAUGAGCUUUAUCUUUGCGUGGGUAUAAGAAUGUGGGCUAUACAGGACACACCAAUUAGUGCAAAUUGGGGAUUAAGAGAGUGUGUGCUUCGCGGAUUAUCCUUUCCAGAUCCUUCACACGACCGUUGCUUGUUCGGCCGCUCUUCCGUUCUCAUCAAAAAUCGUCAGCUUCGUCCAGUCGCACAAUUCCUCAAGCACCAUUUGUCUCCCCUCACUAUCUGUCGUCGGUAGCCACUCAAGGUCACUUGCGCCUGUAGGGCCUGCCAAUCAUGGCAUAUACCCGAUCAUUUCGAUACUUUACACUGCGUUGAGAUUCUUAGAAGGCGUUCUGUAAGCGGGAAUGCAUAGCGCAUGCGGUCUACCACGCGCGCGCUAUACCGAGUCAAGUGCAGGUUACCGCAGAGUGACUCGAGUACAUGAGGACUACGACGG
Molecule: messenger RNA, 1277 nt
Organism: Neurospora tetraspora
Lineage: Eukaryota; Fungi; Ascomycota; Sordariomycetes; Sordariales; Sordariaceae
Exons: 2
Coding region: 234-1076 (280 amino acids)
Source: RefSeq, a predicted model, not a curated record